Molecule: messenger RNA, 546 nt
Organism: Anopheles arabiensis
Lineage: Eukaryota; Metazoa; Arthropoda; Insecta; Diptera; Culicidae
Product: protein stunted-like
Exons: 1
Coding region: 302-481 (59 amino acids)
Biological process (GO): proton motive force-driven mitochondrial ATP synthesis
Cellular component (GO): mitochondrial inner membrane
Molecular function (GO): proton-transporting ATP synthase activity, rotational mechanism
Source: RefSeq, a predicted model, not a curated record
CAGGCGGUGAAAUAAAUGCGGUAGGCACGGUUUUCGCAAACCGCCCGACAGCCGACAGGAAAAAAGGUGUUGUUAUUCUGGCACGGUACAGCUUGUUCAGUUCGGUUGAGUGUGUUAAGUGUUUGAUAAUUCGAGGUGUAUGUUAUAAAUUACGCCAGGAAAUCGGUUGAAGUGAUUGAUUCUACAUAUCGAUUGCUGCCAGUCGGAGAGAAACCCGGGGAAAACGGUGGUUGCCAAGCUACCAAACACCAGACGGAUAGUCCCGCUCUUGGAGGCUUUUUCUCGAAAUCUGUGCAACAACAUGGCCGCUUGGAGAGCUGCUGGAUUGAAUUACAUCAACUUCUCCAACAUUGCCGCCCGAAUGGUGCGAAAAGCGUUGAAGCCAGCAUUCCGGGCAGAUGCCGCUCGACGGGAGGAAUCGCACAUCAAAAUGACCAAGUGGAAGGAUGGAAAGUCGGAGAAGUCGGCUACGGAGGCGUAGGGAGGAGCCAUCGUGGGGAUAGAUAAACAUGCUUGUUAAAUAAAUUUGAGAAAAUAUUUGAGUUA